AUGUCUCGCCAAUCCGUCUGCAGGAGCUUCGGAGGGGGGAGUCGGAGGGGCUUCAGCUCCUGCUCUGCCAUGGGCGGGGGCUUCGGGGGCGGCCGCAGCCGGAGCAGCUACAGCUCCUACUCCAUGUCCAGGGGCUUCGGGGCCGGCGGGCGCUGCGGCGGCUUCGGCAGCAGGAGCCUCCACGGGCUGGGGAGCAGUGCCAGGAUAUCCAUGGGGGGCUGCUACGGCGGCAGGAUGGGCGGCUUCGGCGGCGGCUACGGGGGGCUCGGCAGCUUCGGGGGCGGGAUGGGCGGCGGAGGAGGAGGAAUGUGCGGCUUCGGAGGGAUGGGAGGCGGCGGAGGAAUGGGGGGCUUCGGUGCUGGGGUGGGCGGCUACGGCGGUGGCUAUGGUGGCCCAGGCUUUGGUGGCCCAGGCUUUGGUGGCCCAGGCUUUGUCAUGGGUGGCCCAGGCAGAGCCGGCCCCGGCAUCCAGCCGGUGCAGAUCGACUCGACCCUGCUCCGGCCCGUCCACGUGGAGAUCGACCCCCAGAUCCAGCAGGUGAAAACCCAGGAGAAGGAGCAGAUCAAGACCCUGAACAACCAGUUCGCCUCCUUCAUCGACAAGGUCCGGUUCCUGGAGCAGCAGAACAAGGUCCUCUCCACCAAGUGGGAGCUGCUGCAGCAGCAGGGGCCGUCGGGGCCGAGGAAGGACCUGAGUGUGAUCUUUGAGAGCUACAUCCAGAACCUGAGGAGGCAGCUGGACUCCAUCCUGGCGCAGCGGGGGCAGCUGGAGUCGGAGCUGCAGAACAUGCAGCAGUACGUCGAGGAGUACAAGAGCAAGUACGAGGAGGAGAUCAACCGGCGCACGACGGCCGAGAACGAGUUCGUGGUGCUGAAGAAGGACGUGGACUCGGCCUACAUGACCAAGGUGGAGCUGGAGGCCAGGGUGGGAGCUCUGACGGACGAGAUCAACUUCCUGAGGGCCAUCUACGAGGAGGGGAACACCCAAGCCCUGAGUCGGUUGUGUCACUGACGGGUCCCUUUGUCCCCGUGCCACCAGUACGAGGAGCUGCAGAGCACGGCCGGGCGCCACGGGGACAACCUGCGGAACACCAAGAUCGAGAUCCAGGAGCUGACCAGGAACGUGCAGAGGCUGAGGACGGAGAUCGAGAACGUGAAGAAGCAGAACCAUCACCUGCAGUCGGCCAUCGCCGAGGCCGAGGAGAGGGGUGAGAUGGCCCUCAAGGACGCCCGCAGGAAGCUGGAGGAGCUGGAAUGUGCCCUGAGCAAGGACAAGGAGGAGCUGGCCCGGCUGCUGAAGGAGUACCAGGAGCUGCUGAACAUCAAGAUCGCGCUGGACGUGGAGAUCGCCAUGUACAGGAAGCUGCUGGAGGGGGAGGAGAACAGGCUCUGCGGAGACAACCCGUCCAACGUCAACGUCUCCGUGGUGGGCAGGACCACCGUGUGCGGGGGCCGGGCCGGCGGCUUCGGGGCCGGCAACGGGCUGGCAGGAGGAGGAGUGUGCGUGGUCGGAGGAGGAAGCGUCGUCGGGGGCGGCUGCGGGGUGGGAGGGGGGAUCCUCAGCGGGGGCUUCUCCUCCGGCAGCGGGAGGGUGUGCAGCUCCUCCGCCGGAAACUUCGUGGCCGGGGGCGGCUCGUCCUCGGUGCGCAGAUGUGUCACCACCACCACGGUCAAGUCCUCGGGGGUCAAGUACUGA
Messenger RNA from Corapipo altera (White-ruffed manakin), 1695 nucleotides. Its product is annotated as keratin, type II cytoskeletal 6C-like. Gene Ontology annotation, biological process: intermediate filament organization; keratinization. Gene Ontology annotation, cellular component: keratin filament. Gene Ontology annotation, molecular function: structural constituent of skin epidermis. The transcript has 8 exons. The record is from RefSeq and is a predicted model, not a curated record. Lineage: Eukaryota; Metazoa; Chordata; Aves; Passeriformes; Pipridae.